Homarus americanus (American lobster) is the source of this 2805-nucleotide messenger RNA. RefSeq names its product ATP-binding cassette sub-family D member 2-like. Gene Ontology annotation, biological process: peroxisome organization; very long-chain fatty acid catabolic process; long-chain fatty acid import into peroxisome. The record is from RefSeq and is a predicted model, not a curated record. Gene Ontology annotation, molecular function: ATP binding; ATP hydrolysis activity; long-chain fatty acid transmembrane transporter activity. The transcript is spliced from 11 exons. Gene Ontology annotation, cellular component: peroxisomal membrane. Bases 204 to 2423 code for a protein of 739 amino acids. NCBI's taxonomy places the organism in Eukaryota, Metazoa, Arthropoda, Malacostraca, Decapoda, Nephropidae.
UGUUGGUCGGAGGACAACACCGUCGUCUGCCCGAGGUCAGUGUUGUGAGGCGGCUGGGUAGACCGUGUCGCUCCUCGCUCCCGCUGCUGCCCCCUACUGUCUUGCUGCUCCUCGGUUUUGUCAUAAUAAUCCUCUCCUGGACAUAUUUCCGGCCAUUUCAUGAUAAUAAUUUAAGUGUGAGUGUCGUGGUAGCUACGGGAAAAAUGACAAACGCCGCUUCAAAACUUAUCAGGGAGACGUCUUUGAGGCUGAAUGUGAGUGAGGCGACAGUAACUCGAGGUGGAAUGUCCUUAGUUGUAGCUUUAUAUAUAUAUAAAAUAAUAUAUCCAAAGAUCAAGGAACUUUGUAAGGUCCAACCCACCAAAGAACAGCUAGAGGCAGCAAAGAAUGAAGCCAAAUACAAGAAGAAAGGUCCCACAGUCAACAAGGAGUUCUUCGUGCAGCUCAAGAAGCUAGUGAAAAUUGUUAUCCCUACUGUGUGGUGUAAGUCAUCCAUCAUCCUUUUCAUCCACACUGUCACCCUCAUCGCUCGCACCUUCCUUUCUAUAUACGUGGCACAAUUGGAGGGGAGAGUCGUCAAAUAUAUUGUACGUAAGGACGUAGCCAAGUUUGCCCUGAUGAUGACAAAAUGGAUUACCAUUGCCAUACCUGCAACGUUUGUCAACUCCAUGAUCCGUUUCUUGGAAUCACACCUUGCACUCACGUUCCGUACUCGUCUCACGCGUUAUUCGUAUGACCUAUACUUCAAAAACCAGUGUUAUUAUCGAGUCUCGAACCUGGACGGCCGGUUGGAGAAUGCCGAUCACUGCCUCACCGAGGACAUCAUGGCCUUCACGUCCAGCGUUGCCCACCUCUACUCCCACAUCACAAAGCCACUGCUGGACUCUUUGCUCAUCACAUACUCCCUAGCCUCCCUGGCCAGGUCCCGUGGUGGUGCCAGUUUACCAGGUCCAGCAUUGGGUACCCUGGUUGUUAUGAUCACAGGACGCAUACUGAGAAGGGUGUCGCCCAAAUUUGGCACUCUCGUAGCUGAGGAGGCACACCGGAAAGGUUACCUCAGAGCCGUCCACUCUCGGAUCAUCACCAAUGCUGAAGAGAUUGCCUUCUACGGUGGUCAUAAGGUGGAGCUGGGCAUCCUGCAGCAGGCAUAUCAGUCACUGGUACACCAGAUGGGGGUGAUCUUCAACAAGAGAUUGUGGUACAUCAUGUUAGAACAAUUCCUCAUGAAGUAUGUGUGGUCAGGUGCUGGCAUGAUCAUGGUCUCCAUCCCUCUCCUCACUUCCACCAAAAAUGAGAGUGGAGAGACUGAUGGAGGAGUUUCGGAGCGUACACAGUACUUCACCACUGCCAAGAACAUGCUGGUGUCUGGAGCUGAUGCUGUUGAACGUCUCUUGACAUCGUACAAGGAGAUCGUAGAGUUGGCCGGUUAUACUGCACGAGUUGGUAACAUGCUGCAGGUGUUCGAAGAUGUACAAAAAGGGCGGUACAAGCGACCCACAGUGAUAAUGGACGGGGAGCAGCAGCCGGAGCGAGAACGUUCAGCCAUACUCUCUUUCAGUAAUGGAAUGCCAAUUAUAAAUGGUAUUGUAACAGAGAGCAUUGAUGGGACUAUAAUAAUAGAAAAUGUUCCGAUUGUGACGCCAAACUGUGAUGUGGUGGUACCGACUCUCACCCUCACUGUCAGACCACUGAUGCACCUCCUCAUCACAGGUCCAAAUGGGUGUGGAAAAAGUUCAUUAUUCCGGAUUUUAAGUGGUCUGUGGCCAGUAUACAGUGGCCACCUGCAGAAGCCUGUUACCUCUGACAUGUUCUACAUUCCUCAAAGGCCAUACAUGUCAGUAGGGACCCUGCGUGACCAGGUGACCUACCCAGAUUCAUAUGAAGACAUGAAAAACAAGGGCCUCACUGAUGACAACCUGUUGAACAUCCUGUGUAUUGUGAACCUCCAGAACUUGGUGAUAAGAGAGGGAGGAUGGGAUGCCAUACAGGAUUGGAAGGAUGUCCUGUCUGGAGGAGAGAAGCAGAGGAUGGGGGUGGCCCGACUCUUCUACCACAAGCCACAGUAUGCCCUGCUGGAUGAAUGUACGAGUGCUGUGAGCAUUGAUGUUGAGGGCCAGAUGUACCAGGCAGCCAAGGAUCACGGCAUCACCCUCCUCACCAUCACACACCGGCCCACUCUAUGGAAGUUUCACACACACCUACUACAGUUUGAUGGAGAGGGCGGGUGGAAGUUUGAUCGUCUCGACUCUGAAAAACGUCUCGGAUUGAAGGAGGAAAAACAGCACUUGGAAUCUCUCUUGUCUGAUAUACCCACCAAGAUGGAGAGAUUAAAGGAGCUGUGCAGUAUCUUAGGUGAAGAUUCACUACUGGUGGAGGACACAGCUUUGCCAGACUUAGCCAAUGACACAGCCCUGUCUGACUAAGCCAACCAUAACCAUAGAGGAACUCAAGAUUUCUUCAUUACACACCAGCAUCUCGACUAUUGAUGCAUAUUUUGCCGUCUUGCCAAGUAGGAACUGCAGUGGUCAUUAUGUCUAGUCAAGUUUGUGAUGCAGAAUUACACGUGAACAUCAAGUAUGUUGGAUGUGUUUUAUUGUGAAUGAGAGAAUGUUUUAUCAAGAGGGAAUUGGGUACUUGAAUGUUCCAUGUUGUAUGUGGAAGUUUUCAUAUAGAGACCACUGGUUCCUGAGCCUUGUUUUCACAUUUACCAGGAUGGCAUUGUAACAUUGUGAUCGAGAUUACAAAAAGGUGACUUCCUCUUUUGAUUGACAGAGAUUUAGUACAAUUAAGGAAGACUUUAUUUUA